ACCCUCCAACUCACAACAAUUUUUGUUUCCAAUCGACAAGUUGAUGUGUUAGUGCGGCGUUUUUAAAAGACUGCAGAUUAAAACCUUAACCUGACGACUUUGUAUCGGUUUCUUGAGUAAAUAUGGACGAACUAAGACAUCAAGUUAUGAUAAAUCAGUUUGUUCUUACAGCAGGAUGCGCGGCGGAUCAAGCAAAGCAGUUUUUACAAGCUUCACACUGGCAGUUUGAGGCUGCCCUCAGUACAUUUUUCCAAGAGGCUAAUAUUCCUUACAGCCAUCAAAUGAUGUGCACUCCAGCCAACACGCCAGCAACACCUCCAAACUUUCCCGAUGCCCUGGCCAUGUUCUCUCGCCUAAAAGCCUCCGAAAGCUUCGGUAGCAGUAGCCCCAUUACUUCAAUGGCCGCAUCGCCAGCUCCUCACCCCAACUGGGCCAUGAGUCCUCCGCCAACCCCGGGCCUGCAGGGGCGAUGGACUCCAGCUCAGUUCAUGCCCCAGCCGCCCUCUCCAGCCUGGCCUUCAGCCGUGAGUCAGCAAGCCUCCGCUGAGCACAUCAGUAUUAUGAUGGAGGCCGAGAGAUAGAGACUGCUUUAACUGGCCAUCACACCUUACAGGAAGACGAGGACGGAGCUUCCUCUUGAUGAUAUCAGCAGCUGUGGAUGCAAAAGAGAGCAAGCGGAUUGACUGUGGAACGGAGCGCAUUCGCUCCAUCUGUGGACAUCUGGGAGUGUUUUCAAAUGCUUUCUGUUGGCAAUUACCAAAAACGUGGAUCAGAGCGAGUAAUUAUGUAGCAUAUUCACGGAUAACCUCAGACAAAUAAAUGUGUUACUGAAUAUUGUGUUUAAUUUCAGCAGUUCUCAUUUAAUGGUGGAUAUUUAACCUACAGUGCAUGCUUUAAAGUCUACAUUCCUCAAAAGAGUUUCCACAUCAAUGCUAUUGAAGAACCAUUUUGGGAUACACAAAGAAUUUAGUGACCAAUUCUUAAAAAAGCUACCUUAGUGUGCACAUUAGUGUUGUCAUGAUAUUGGAUUUUGGUCCCAAUCAGUACUGGAAUUUUAAAAACAUCCAUUUUCCACUAACAUUUGAGCACUAUUGAGCAUGUUCUUAAACAGCGCUGAUUUGCCAUUGUGUUCAUGUGCUCAACAGAAAUGACUGUGAUUGGCCGUGAAGAUCAUCACUGAACUCAUCGCUGUUUACUGAGUGUCAUCACAGAUACAGGGACAUUAGAGUUUUAGAGGUGCGAUUCGUCAGUGGAUUACUCUUAUGUCGGCUUAAAGACAAACCAGCUGAUCGACGUGUUAUUAAAUGCUCCAGUGUUCCUGUAUCAGUGGGUUACCCUAAGGCAGGGGUGUCAAACUCAAUUCCUGGAGGGCCGAAGCCCUGCACAGUUUAGUUCCAACCCAGCUCCAACACACUUACCUGUAGGUUGCAAACAAGCCUGAAGGACUCGAUUAGUUUGAUCAGGUGUGUUUAAUUAGGGUUGGAACUAUACUGUGCAGAGCUGCGGCCUUUUUGGAACGGAGUUUGACACCUGUGCUCUAAGGAAACGGGUGAGUUUGAUGAACUGAUGACCUUCACAGCCAAUCACAGUCAUUUCUGUUGAGCACAUCAACACAAUUGGAAAUCAGUGCUGUUUAAGAAUGUGUUAAACAGCGCUCAAAUGUUAGUGGGAAAUGGACUCUAUGUAUUGAUUUGUACCGAAUUUCAGUAUAGGGGGUUGUCACGAUACUGGAAUUCGAUACCAAU
Danio rerio (zebrafish) is the source of this 1745-nucleotide messenger RNA. It is a transcript of the gene ubald1b, whose product is annotated as UBA-like domain containing 1b. The record is from RefSeq and is marked provisional. NCBI's taxonomy places the organism in Eukaryota, Metazoa, Chordata, Actinopteri, Cypriniformes, Danionidae.